Molecule: messenger RNA, 465 nt
Organism: Emiliania huxleyi CCMP1516
Lineage: Eukaryota; Haptophyta; Isochrysidales; Noelaerhabdaceae
Exons: 1
Coding region: 1-465 (154 amino acids)
Source: RefSeq, a predicted model, not a curated record
AUGGCGCGUGGUCAGGGCAAGAGCGGUGGCGCGCGCGGCGGCGCACCGGACUGGCUCAGCCCUCGGGAGGACGUGCCGGUGCAGCAGCAGCAGCGUGGAGGCGACGAGAAGCCGAGACGGCGCAGGAAGGGUGACGAGGACGAGGAUGAGCCUCCGAGCAAGGGCAUCCGGUGGGGGCCGAUCUUCUUCCUGAUCAUGAUGACUCUGCCCGCCGCGCUGCCGAUGCUGCUCGACGUGGUCGGCAAGCUGCAGGCGAUGGGCGUGAUCGACGUCCCCGACCCGUCGGCGGUCUUCUACCCAAACAAGUAUCGGCCAUGCCUGGUGGAGUACUAUGCCGACUGGGCGCCCGAGAAGCUGGGAGGGGUGGACGAUGCGCUCGCCAAGUACGAGGGCAAGGAGCGGCAGCUUUUCGGCAAGCUUCAUCGCAAGUACGGCAAGAAGGUAAACUUGGCCAACUGCAAGUAG